Gaeumannomyces tritici R3-111a-1 is the source of this 3192-nucleotide messenger RNA. RefSeq lists its product as hypothetical. The transcript has 4 exons. Lineage: Eukaryota; Fungi; Ascomycota; Sordariomycetes; Magnaporthales; Magnaporthaceae. The record is from RefSeq and is a predicted model, not a curated record. The coding region runs from base 1 to 3084 and encodes 1027 amino acids.
AUGCUCCAUGCCCCGCUAGUCCGAACGCUGUUGUCAAACUCGAGCGAGGUUCCAGGGAGGGGCUACCGCGGCCCUGCCGAGCCAGACGCCAGGGACGGGCAAACAUCCCACAUGCGCUACCCGAGUCUUGGUCCUUUGGUACUGACCGUCGUGAUCACUGCCACCUCUCGUGGCCAUCCUGCCACGAGACUCGAGUGCUCGUGGGCCAUAUACAGCGUUUAUUGCCCGCGUAUCCUGUUUCCUUCUGCGGGCCAGCCGCCAUCGAGUCCACGGCCUUCCCGCGGCAUCAUGAUGGAUUACCAUGGCGGUAUAGUGGCAUUCGAAGGCUCGCCCGAGAUCGUGUCGACCCAGCUGCGUCUCCUCCCCAUCUCGACCCAGAUACUGGUCCUCCCGAGUGUCCAGAACUACAUGCCCGAGAACCCCACCGGUACACCUUUCGAUACCCCCUCUUUUGUCCUUGCCGUUCACGAGGCCUCGGUGACGAGGCGGAAGUUGGCGACGGACUUCCUUAGGGACUCGAGUCCAACAAGAAAGAAGCUCGUUUUCCUCAACGGUGGUGCUGCCAACGCCCACGCCUUUGUCGUCACCACCAUCAUCCAGCGAAAGCGCUUAGAUAGCCACGCAGAGGCCGAGGCUAUUUUUGGGGAGCUCAUCAAGUAUGGCGUGCGGGCGCUCUCCCACCACCGGACCGAGGCCGCUGAGCAUAAUGAAGGUGCAGAUAGUUCGGGUGACGCUGCCCGUGAAUCCAAGAUACGGAUACGGAGUAAAAGCCAGCCGGCUCCCGCGCAUAGGUUCAUGACGGAAUCCCCCGAGCCAAUGCCUGCUUUUCGACGUGGCAAAAUGCGACAAAGAGAGAGCGACGGGCCCCCGUUGCGUUCUGAGAAAUCAAAGCCCUCCAGGCCACGCUCCAGAUCGCCCUCGAACCCGGUCAUUGAGCAGGCGGCGAUACUCAACCUGGCCCCCCUCGCCUUCCAAAAGCCCCCUAGAAGGGCUCGAUCAUUAGAGCGGCCAGCGGUCCCACGGCCAGUAUCGCUCAGACGGACCGCCUCGGUUGGACCCCACAGGAGAAGAAAUGGGCUGGCGAACGAGGAUGGCCGACGCCCGUCAUGGCUCACAGCCAACGCCCCUCGUGCACCUGCCGCUGUCAGGACCAGAGCUUCGGCAGUGGAUCUGCGGAAUUCGGUUGUUUGCAAACCAAGCGAAACGAUCAUCUCCCGUUCCUCUUCGCUGAGGAAACGAAGAGCAAGGUCUAGGGCACGAGGCGCUGGCACAGAGGCAGAUACUGAGCCUGUCCCGAGAGUCCCCGCGCUCGAUCUCUCUCGUUUUGGCCCGUCGGAGCCUGUGUUGCCUUUGUUUGAAGAUCUGGUCAUUCACUUCACCAACGGCACACGGCAUGUGGUGUUGGAGGCCAUGUUGCGGAAGUUCCAGGCCUGUGUCAAUGCGACGCCAUCCGCGGCCGUUCUGCCGGCCUCUGACGAUAGCGGCUCCGAGGCGACAGAGUUUCCAGAAACGCCGACCACGCCAGCGUCCAGUGCGAGCAUGACUGCUUCUAAGCAGCUGUCCCAACCAGUACCGCAGGCAGGCGAUAACGAGUACGAUCCAUUCAGGCCGCAGAGCUUGCAGCUUGGUCCGCCGAGUGACAUGUUCGGCACCAUGCACGUGGGAGCCCUGGGCCCGCCGACCCCUGCGCAAACGCCGCCUCCUUCAAGCGCUGACGUCAAGCCCAAGUUUCGCGAGCUGCCCAUCACGGGUAUGAAGGCUGCCGUCGAUGUGCAGGAUGCGCUCCGCUCUGUGCUGGAUACCUACUUUCCUUCCAACGAGCGGGGCUACAGCCUGAGCCGCUUCCCCUUCCUCCCCGAGAGCGAGGAGCUGUGGCGGCCAGUCUUUGGCGCCGCCGAGAACAGUGGCACUCAGCUACACAAGCGGAAGCUCAACCUCAUUGUCGCCCUCGGGGCUCAAAACGAUGUAUCAAGACCCUUCUUGGCCGCGGUGACGACUCAGGUCGAGAACAUCGGCAACAAGACAGUCAAGGGUUGCGCCACAAGGACAGGACGUAUUGAUCUGAGAUACCUCAUUGCCAACGCGAUGCAGACGUUCCUUGUAGCGCAUCCAAACAGCAACGUGUUUGCGAACCCCAUCCACAUCGCGACGCUGCUCAUCCCACAGCUGGAGAUGUACCUGGCUGCCCACACCGACGUCCACUUCGUCCUUAUCGAAUAUCCCGCCGAGCACCUGGCCACUGUGCUCGCGCUGCAGAGGCUUGCGGGGCCCGACGUGGUCAAGGUCGCGGGUGUUGUGACCAGCCUGACCGACGGCAAGUCGCCGACGGAGCCCUCCUCACCUGCCACCACGGCGCACCAUCAAAACCACCCCCCUGUAUCCCUGACCAACUCCAAGCUGAGCCACUCGAGGACGGCAUCCCUUAAAGCGACGCAGUCGCCCGCGAGCGUGGCCGAGCGGCUCAAGUUCUCGCAGGCAAACUUCUCGCUGGUCGCAGGCGCCACCGACGCCGAGAUCGCCACCUUCAUCACCGCCAUCUGGAAGGCCCUCAUUGACACGUCGCCGCUGUACAUCCCAGAGCAACUCUCGUCUCCGCCGCGCAUCAACAGCACCUGGACUACCGGUGGCGGUGCCCCCGCGUACAACAUCGGCUCGUCCCCGCUCGGCCACCUGGGCGGCCCAAGCGGCCUGCCGUCGCCGCCGCCCUUGCCGGACGUGGCGCCGACCGCGUCCCGCAGCGGCGGCCGCACCAACGGCGGCGGUGGCGGCCACCACGCGAGGUCCACCUCCCCCGCCCCCUCGACCCGCUCCCGCGUCUCGCUCGGCUCGACGCGCACCACCAGGACCAUCCGGAGCAUCACUGGACCGGCAAAGCGCCGGCUCAGGGGCGCCCUGGCCCACGUCAUGCCGUCGCGGCCCGGCACCUCGGCCACGACCGAGACGUCCCUGUUCGACUACGACCCCUCGGCCGACAGCGACUACGACCCGGAGGAGACGCGGCUUAUGCCGCUUUUUGGGCAGCGCGGGAGGCCCCCCCGCAAGGGAAACAGCCACAAGGCGCUCAAGUGGCUCGGGCUUGCAUAGCGCGGGCUGCUGUGGGCGUGGUGUUUGAUAUUUUCUUUCUUGUCUCCACUUUAAACAUUUUGGUGUUUCUUUUGCUCUAGAUUAAUUUGGCUGUUCCUUAUCUCAGGG